AUGUUGAUUACAAAAUUAAGUUCACCACUGUCCAUAGGAUCUGGCCUGAUGUUUCUCAUAACAACAUGUGUGGCUUUGUGCAUCAACAUGGCACUUAGUAGCCCGCUCCCAGCCGUGGUCGCUCCAGUUGUUCCACCUGUAGCAGCUGCUAUACCAGGACUAGUGUCUCCAGUGAACGCUUUUCCAUUCGCCAAUGGUCGUAACCCAGCGUACCCCGGAUACAAUGGUUACAAAAGCCCCUAUUACAACCCAGCAAGUGCGACUGCCCCUAUAACGAGCUAUUCCAACAACCGAGGUGUCGAUGGAAGUUAUUCUUACAGCUUUACUACUGGCGAUGGGAAACAGGCUCAAGAAAGUGGAUUUUUGAAGGAUGCUUACAUUGACAAUACCGGAUCACCUCAAGGGACACAGGUGGUUGAAGGAAGUUAUGCUUACACUUCACCUGAGGGAACCCCGAUUCAAGUGAACUAUGUUGCGGAUGAAAAUGGCUUCAGACCUUCCGGUGUGCACAUCCCAGCUGACGGUAAAGGCGCCGCCCCUGCUCUGUUAGACGGAAUCAACAGAAACGUGUAUGACCCUCGUUACAAUGCCUAUACCCCUAUUAACUACAGGAACCCAUUGUACAACCAGUACAGCCCCGCUAGAGCCUUCGACCCACGUUUCAACCCUUACAACCCCUACCACGCUCUCAAAGACGUCAAGAAAACUAUUUAA
Molecule: messenger RNA, 714 nt
Organism: Leptosia nina
Lineage: Eukaryota; Metazoa; Arthropoda; Insecta; Lepidoptera; Pieridae
Source: the annotation of a GenBank genome assembly